UUCUUCUUUUUCUUCGUCGUCGUCGUCGGCUCCCAGUGUGGGUGGGUGCCUUUAGGGGUAAAUUGGAGGGGAGCUGUGCCGUUCAUUGUCAUCUCGAAGCCAGGUCCAGAGCCUGUCACAUUUCGCGCUCUUCUGUAUCUGAAGCUUUUGCUCCGGCACCUGCAUCUGGUUGCUGCGAGCGCUUUCGGUGCCUUGUGCUGGCCGUCCUUCGGUGGUGGAAGAGUGUAACGAGAAUCUCGCCUGAUUGCACCAUUUCUUACUGCGGAGUCUCGCGGAGUGCGCGGAGUGCGCGGAGCUGUAGGGUUCAGUCUCCUCGAGGGUGUGAAGAGUGUCCGUCACUGGUUGGAUUUCAGAGGAAAUUAUUAGCGAUGGCGAGGUUUUGUCGUCAUUUGUGACGUGGGGCAAGUGACAGUGGCAUGUGUGAUUGGGUUGGUGAGAGUAUUCGGUGAGGGAGUUGAGAAGAGCAGAGUAAAGUUUUGGGGUUUUUUUUUUUGGUUUUUCUUGGCUGGCUGGAGAAGAGCUGUUGCUGAUGGAACUGGGUGGUGUGGUUGAAGCCGUAAUGUUGCUGGUUGACGGAAAUUCUUGAAAGUAGAAGGUAGCUCGUACUGUUUUUGAGUCCUGGGAAGCCGAGGAAGGCAGAAGCGCUGUGAAGGUUUUGCCAUGGAGGAAGCUAGGGUUUCGAAAUCCCGAAGGUUUAAUGUCGAGCUCUGAUGCAAUUGUAUGAUAAUCAGGGGGUGAAUUAAUAUGAAAGGGUUGAGGAAGGCAAGCCGAGUUUUGUGUGGAUUACAAGUGGUGAAGCUUGCUCUAGAAGCGAUUAUCCUGGAGACCGCAUGAGAUUUUCAGUUUUCAUCUAAGCAAGUUGUUUCUGGGUUCUGGGUCUUCUCGAAGGAGGAGCCUAACUCAGCGUAUCAGGAAUAUUGAAAAUUGGGGCGUAGUCAGGAUGCUUGGGAGAUUGCUACCAUGGUCGAUUGCGCUUGAGCUGUGAUUGCACUCAGACCAGUAUUUUAAUGUCACUUGGUGAAAGUUUACUUGGGCUACCAAGCCCUCGAUGGUACUUCAUGAUGCACACAGUUAAAAUUCAUGCCAAGGAACCCAAAAGUUGGGUGUAAAUGGUGGUGGUCGUGGAUAGGCAGCUUAUCUUCCAGCCCCGGCUGUUGGGAGAAUCGAACUAUAGGCCCUUUGGCGCGCCCUGCAAGGUUGCGGUCUAGAACUAGUGGUGGUCGAAUUAAGACACAGAAGGACUACUCUCCCUAUCUCUGUCGAUUUGUUUUGUUUGAAUUGCGCGGGAAAUUCGCUCGGCCUGCUUAUUUUACUGUGCUCAAAAUCUUGGAGUGCGGGCUUUGGGAGAUAGCGCAUUAUUGAUUCAUCAGGACGCUUAACUCACAUGGAGUUUAACUACCUUCAGAGAGUGAAGGUUUACAGACUGAAUGAUGAAGGUAAAUGGGACGACAAGGGCACAGGUCAUGUGUCCAUUGAAUACCUCGAGCGUUCUGAUGCAGUGGGCUUAGUGGUUAUCGAUGAAGAGGACAAUCAAACCCUUUUGGUCCAUCGAAUAUCAGCCGAUGACAUUUACAGACGUCAAGAAGAUACAAUCAUAUCAUGGACGGAUCCAGAAGUGGCAACAGAUCUAGCCCUCAGUUUCCAAGAAACUAUGGGUUGUACUUUCAUAUGGGACCAAAUAUGCAGCGUGCAAAGAUCGAUACACUUUCCCUCAGUGGCUGGAUUGGAUAGCUCUGGUCGGCCCGGUGCUGAUGAUAUAGAUCACUCUGGAACUUUUCAAGACGAUGGUGGAGGCACUGACGCAUCUGAGCUCCCGUCGGUUGAACUUUCUACUCUCCCUCAGAUUGCUAAGGUUGUUGGAGAAGUUUUACCUUUUGAUAAAGACAGAGUGGCUUCCAUGGUUGUGCAUGAUAAAAAUUACAUCCGCAAGCUAGUGGAGAUAUUUCGUACUUGUGAAGAUCUGGAGAAUGUAGAAGGUCUACAUUUGAUGUUCAAAAUUGUGAAGGGAAUCAUUUCACUCAAUGAUGGACAUAUUUUUGAUAUCAUCUUCAGUGAUGAUUACAUUAUGGACAUCGUUGGAGCCUUGGAAUAUGAUCCAGAUCUGAUAUCACGUCAAAAUCAUCGGGCGUACCUUAAAGAGCAAGUCGUCUUCAAAGAGGCGGUUCCUAUUUAUGACCCAACAAUAUUAUCAAAGAUUCAUCAAACUUAUCGUAUUGGUUAUAUUAAGGAUGUCAUUUUACCUCGGGUGCUGGAUGAUCAGACGUUUGCGACGAUGAAUUCAAUCAUGCUUUUCAACAAUGUAUCAGUGGUGUCAGCUCUCCAAAGUGACUCAGCUUUUUUGUCGGGGCUUUUUUCGAGAUUACGAUCACCUGAAAUACCAGAAAAGAGCAGACGAGAUCUGGUGUUUUUCGUUCAAGAGUUCUGUAACUUGAGUAAACAGCUUCAACCAGGAGUUCGUAGUCAGCUCUUCAGUGCGCUUGCAAAGGAGGGCUUGUUUGACAUACUGAAAGACGUUCUUAAGGACGUUGAAGAAAGUGUUCGAUUGAGCGGUUGCGAUAUACUGAUCGUGAUUUUAAACAAUGAUCCGGCACUGCUGCGCAACUUUUUAGUGCAACAAACAAAUCACACCUUAUUCAGUGAGCUGGUUUCGGGUAUGCUGACUCCAAGUGAAGGUGGACUUCAAGCACAACUUUUGGAAAUCAUGCGGAUGCUCUUGGACUCAGAAACUAUGGACGGACCGCAAGUUGAGAAAAGCCCUUUUUUGGAGGUUUUCUAUGAGAAGUAUAUGGAUCAGAUGGUUGAGGUCCUUACUAGUGGCUGCCCACCUGAAGUGGGGGUUGGAGAGUCUUCUAAGGACCUUGUUAAUGACACUCAGAAUCAAGUCGAACGACCUGUUUCGCCUGAAAUUCUUGGGAACAUUUGCGAUCUUCUGUGCUUCUGUGUCCAACACCAUCGUUUCCGCAUUAAGUAUUACGUGAUGAGGAAACAUGUUGUGGAAAAAAUUUUGCGGUUGACACGCAGAAAGGAGAAGUAUUUAGUUGUGGCAGCAGUGCGUUUUAUAAGAACGUGCAUUUCUUUGAAGGAAGAGUUUUACUACCGAUACAUUGUAAAGAACAAUUGUUUUGAGCCCAUCAUUUCGGCUUUUGUAGCAAAUGGGAACCGUUAUAAUCUUCUGAACUCAGCUGUUUUAGAGCUAAUUGAGUGCAUCCGAAAGGACGGCAUCAAAAGUCUGAUUGUACAUUUGAUUGAAACAUACUCGUCAAAAUUGGAGACCAUUGACUAUGUGAAUACGUUUCAAGCUUUGAAGUUGAAGUACGACCAGAUGAUGGAGUCUCCUUCUGGAUUCCCAGGAGGUAAUAUAAGUAACAGUGGACUCCAUCCUGGUUCUCGCAGCAACCUUGAAGGGGUUGGUCAAGUUUGCUUAGCUGAAAGUCGUAAACGAAAAGAUGAUCGUGCUUUAGAUAAAGAUGAGGAGGAUUAUUUUAACGAAGACAGUGAUGACGAGGAGGAUGCAUCAACAGCUAAAUCAAGGGCAUCUUCAGGUCCAAAAGCAAUGAAUGCUGGAUUACUCAACAAAAACUUUGUUCCGGGCCAAAAAUCUUCCAGUGAUGAGGAGGAUAUAGCAUCUGCAAGGCUGAGAGUUUCUGCAGGUCGGCAACCAACUAAGGCAGUAAUAUUAGUCAGCAAAUAUCACGUAUCUUACAGGGGUAACAUGUUCGGCUUAGUAGAUUAUGAGGAUGAAGAAGAUGACAUGCCCAUGCUUACGUCAGUCCCACUCACAGAUCCUGCUUUGCCAAAUUCAGAAGAUACAACAGUUGCGAAACGAAAGUCACCUCCUCCAGAAGAUUUGGACCAGUAUGAUACAGUUGUCUCAAAGAGGCAAAAACCUGAACAGGCACAGGUUGGUAAAGACGCCAAUGGCCAGAACGAUGUGACUUGCAUUGACAACUCACAUGAAAUAGCACCCUCCGAACUAGGUUCUGGGGUUCAAGGGCCAGCGGAACUGAUAAGGAAGUGUUCUCAAGUAUCCUCUUCCCCUGGGAGUCCCGCAUCACGAUCUGACAAUGUUAAAAUUUUCCCCGUCGAAGAGCCAAGGGUUGCACAACUGUCAGGAAAUGGUAUUAUGAUAGACGAGAAGACUUCUGAUGCAAACUUGCAUUCAGUCGUAAAAUCGAACCACGUUGGUGGUGGAGUGUCUGGGAGCAACAAUGAUACAAAGAAAGGUGUAAAUGAUUUCUGUUCGAAUGGCCAAAUUAAAACUCUCCCACUAAGCGCGGACUGCUCACCCUUGGUGGGAAAUGAUACAAAAAACACAGCGAACGGGGGGACAAACUCUGUGACUGAUCAAAUCAGCGAACAUGAAGGUGAAUUCUCGACACCUCCAGGACGUGACGAGAAGCAACGUCUUCAGAAUGCUCCUGGCAGCUUAACAAGAGCGGCCGACGAGAUCAUUGACGACAGUCGAGUUACAACUGAAGAGAUAGUCUGCAACACGACAGCAGAGAAAUGUACAGGUGACGAUGAUAUAUGCAAUGGGACAGCUAUCGAGGGUGUAGAGGUGGUAGAUCAUGGGAAUGGUUUCAUCAAGGAUACGAUGGCUAUGAAUGUUGCCACCCAGCUGCUCAACAAUGGCAGUUUAGAUCAUGAAAGCAAAAAAAUGAGCGGCUUGGGUACCGACAUUAUCAGGGCAGUGACGCCGACAUCUCCCGAACCUUACACAGUUCGGUAAGGUGUCCCAAUUUUCCGCACCACUGGUAUAUAGCUUGUCUUGAGUUUUAUCUCAAUUGUAAUUGUCCAUCGUCUAUUGACGAUUUUUUUUACAGAAUAACAAUAGUAGUAAUAAUAAGAAUAAUAAUACUAAUUUUCUCGUCUAA
Physcomitrium patens is the source of this 4874-nucleotide messenger RNA. RefSeq lists its product as uncharacterized. Gene Ontology annotation, molecular function: protein phosphatase activator activity. Gene Ontology annotation, cellular component: protein phosphatase 4 complex; nucleoplasm. The record is from RefSeq and is a predicted model, not a curated record. Lineage: Eukaryota; Viridiplantae; Streptophyta; Bryopsida; Funariales; Funariaceae. Gene Ontology annotation, biological process: protein dephosphorylation.